AUGUCGUUCGCUCAAACGUCGGUUGAUCAAUCAAUAAGCACAUUUUCGAUUGUAACUCUACAUAGUAACAUCAAUAUGUCUGAACGUUAUGGAUUUUCAUUGACAACAUUUAGUCCCAGUGGUAAAUUAGUUCAAAUUGAAUAUGCUUUAAAUGCAGUAAAUGCCGGUUCACCAGCUGUUGGUAUUAAAGCUAAAAAUGGUGUUGUUUUGGCCACAGAGAAAAAAUCAAAAUCAUUAUUACAUGAUGAUCGAUCAAUACAUAAAGUUGAAUCAAUUUGUAAGAAUAUGGGAGUUGUCUAUAGUGGAAUGGGACCAGAUUUUAGAUUACUCGUUCAAAAAGCUCGUAAAUUAGCUCAAGAAUAUAUGUUAAUUUAUGAACAAAAUGUGCCACCAACACAAUUAGUUAAACGUGUUGCGGAUGUUAUGCAAGAAUAUACACAAUCAGGUGGUGUUCGUCCAUUUGGUGUUUCAUUAUUGCUAUGUGGUUAUGAUUAUGAUGAAGAUCGACCAUUUUUGUAUCAAUGUGACCCAUCGGGUUCCUAUUUUCCAUGGAAAGCAACAGCUAUCGGUCGAAAUUUUAUUAAUGGGAAAACAUUUUUAGAAAAACGUUAUUCUGAUCAAUUAGAAUUAGAAGAUGCUGUUCAUACCGCUAUUUUGACAUUGAAAGAAUCAUUUGAAGGACAAAUGACCGAAGAUAAUAUUGAAAUUGGUAUUUGUGAUAAAGAUGGAUUUAGACGUUUGACACCAGCUGAAGUUAAGGAUUAUUUAGCCUCAAUUGGUUAA
This is a messenger RNA of Didymodactylos carnosus, 783 nucleotides long. Lineage: Eukaryota; Metazoa; Rotifera; Eurotatoria; Philodinida; Philodinidae. The record is from the annotation of a GenBank genome assembly.